This is a messenger RNA of Larimichthys crocea (large yellow croaker), 2551 nucleotides long. RefSeq names its product E3 ubiquitin-protein ligase RING2-A. The transcript has 7 exons. Gene Ontology annotation, cellular component: ubiquitin ligase complex; PcG protein complex. Gene Ontology annotation, biological process: negative regulation of DNA-templated transcription. The coding region runs from base 264 to 1484 and encodes 406 amino acids. The record is from RefSeq and is a predicted model, not a curated record. NCBI's taxonomy places the organism in Eukaryota, Metazoa, Chordata, Actinopteri, Sciaenidae. Gene Ontology annotation, molecular function: ubiquitin protein ligase activity; chromatin binding.
CGGUUAGCCUGUUAGCUCGCGGAGCUCCCGGUGUGUCGGUGAGUCGGUGUCCGGUAAAUCCUCCGCGGAGGCUCGGCUGCAGGUAGAAACACCGCGAGGGGCAGAGCGACGCCUCGGGCGGGCGGGGACCCGCACACUGCGCUGUUAAAGCGGGUAUUUAAGUAGUUUUCAGCGGCUCCGUGUGAGCGGGGGUCGGGUCGUGUCUCCCCCGGUGAGGGCAGCUGUCCGUCGGUUACCGUCAGAGACGAUUUGAAGGUCAAGUCAUGGCGGCUCCAGUAAACAUCCAGACUCCCAGUAAGACCUGGGAGCUGAGUCUGUACGAGCUUCACAGGAGUCCUCAGGAGGCGAUCAUGGAUGGGACGGAGGUGGCGGUGUCUCCUCGCUCUCUGCACAGCGAGCUCAUGUGUCCCAUCUGUCUGGACAUGCUGAAGAACACCAUGACGACCAAAGAGUGUCUGCACCGCUUCUGCUCCGACUGCAUCGUCACGGCGCUGCGAUCAGGGAACAAAGAGUGUCCGACCUGCAGGAAGAAGCUCGUCUCCCGGCGUUCGCUGCGCAGAGACUCGAACUUCGACGCGCUGAUCUCGAAGAUCUACCCGAGCCGGGACGAGUACGAGGCCCACCAGCGCCGCGUCCUGGAGCGACUCAACAGGCUGCACAACAAGGAGGCGCUGAGCUCGAGCAUCGAGGAGGGGCUCCGACAGCAAGCCCGCUACAGGUCCGAGAGGAACCACCGGGCGAAAAAGCCGACGCAGGAGAGCGACAACACCACCUUCAGCGGCGGGGAAGACAAUGGCGACACCCGCUCGCACCUGUCUCAUGACUCCGCCCCCUCACACGCCCCUCACCCACCUGGUCAGACCCCCUCGGAGGCCGGGCCGAGCCGCAAGCGUCCGCGGGCGUCGGACGACGGCUCGGGGGGCGAGGCAGACAGCGGCAGCCCCACCCCUCCGCUGAGACGCCACAAAGAGGGACCGGGCUCCGAGAUCGAGCUGGUGUUCAGACCACACCCACAGCUGGUCCACGCCCAGGACUACAACCAGACCAGAUACGUGAAGACAACGGCCAACGCCACAGUGGACCACCUGUCCAAAUACCUGGCCCUGCGCAUCGCGCUGGAGGACGGACAGACUAACGGAGAGACGGAGGAGGGAGGAGGAGGAGAAAGAGGAGCAGCAGCAGGUGGUGGAGGAGGAGGGAGCGAAGAAACGUCAGGAAACGGAGAAGGAUCGAGUCUGACCAACAUCAGCGAGAAACAGUACACCAUCUACAUCAUGACGAGAGGAGGACAGUUCUCUACGCUGAACGGAUCUCUGACUCUGGAGCUCGUCAACGAGAAGUACUGGAAGGUCCGGAAGCCUCUGGAGCUUUACUACGCCCCCACCAAGGACCAACAACAACAACAACCGCCACCACAGCAGAAGUCUCCUCCACCUCCUCCUCCACCACCACCUCCUCCUGCUGCUCCACAGAGGGAGGCAUGAGGCGGAGCGUCCUCGGAGAGAAGGUGGAGGUUUGGUCUCCACGGUUUCACACAUUAUUAUUUCAUGUAUCUUCAUUUAAACGUGUUCUGGCAUUAAGACGUCUCGCUUGGUUUCAGCUGAUCGGCCUGCAGACAGACUCCCUGAGCGAUGGACCAAAGUGGAUCACUUGUUUUUCCUUCAGUUUCCUCCUGACGUGAAGCGUCUGCAGCUCGUUAGCUUUACACUUUAAUUCUCUUAAUAAUUAACAAACACGAAGCUGCGCAAAGGCUCCUGUUACUGCGGCAACCACCUUAAGUUUUAUUUAUUCCUCCAUCACAGCAGCUGAACGGAAACUCACAAACCUGUUAAAUGUAACUUGAUAAAUCCUUCAUCAGUUUCUGCUGUGCAGCCGAGACACGAGAACAAAAACUCAGACGGAAGAUUUUGGAUUUUAAUCGUCCGUCUAUUACAGGACAUUAAAGUUUGAAUUUUCACAUUUUGUGCAGAAGAAUUUUUUAUAAAUCAAAAUGAGACAAAGCCAGAUGUUUGAUUCUUCUCUGAAGUUAUCUUUAGUCAUGAAUCAGAUUCAGUUUGUUUUUCUUAAACGGACGCCUUCAAAGUGUUACCUGCUCACAAACUGACCAAUCACAUCGAGCCUUCAGACUGAACCCGCUCGACUCGAGCUUCUGUAGACAGAAAUAAUCUGUUUCUCUCAUUUCAGUAAAAACUUCAGUUUGAAUUUAAAAUAUUUAUGAAGUCUUUGUAUAAUUUAAUUUUUAGAACUUCAGUGAAGCUGUUUAAAGAACUCUGCAUCAUCUUCUGCUCGUUCAGGUUUUACGUUAACGAGAUCUUUCUAACAUGAGCUACAGUCAGCUCACAUUUCAUCUUCAGAUGUAGCUGUCGCCUCCACCUCUCAAACCUCCGUCAGGCUCACUUCUGUCUUUAUGCACUUUAUAUUUCCUGCAGCCAUGUUUUCUGACUUUACCUCAGUUUUUAUGAAAUAUUUGUAUAUUAAGAAAAAUGCUUCUGUUGUGAUCACACUUCAAACUUCUGUCAGCGAUGCAGCACAAUAAACUCAAUAAUCUCAA